Tachysurus vachellii is the source of this 1068-nucleotide messenger RNA. RefSeq names its product ripply transcriptional repressor 3 (gene ripply3). Gene Ontology annotation, cellular component: nucleus. Lineage: Eukaryota; Metazoa; Chordata; Actinopteri; Siluriformes; Bagridae. The record is from RefSeq and is a predicted model, not a curated record. The transcript has 4 exons. Gene Ontology annotation, biological process: negative regulation of transcription by RNA polymerase II; embryonic pattern specification. The coding region runs from base 18 to 410 and encodes 130 amino acids.
UGUUAUUGAUAGGAACGAUGCUUCCUCCUGGUGUAGCUGCAAAAAUCUCAAAUGUACAUCAUACACAAGCCAACAGAUGCCAUUCGAUAGGACUCGGUGCACAGCUCACUGGAUGUCCUGUAAUAUGGAGACCAUGGACCCCUUCUGUGUCAGACAGUCAUCCUAAAAAAAAAGCUACUGGACCCAAGAAAGUGUCUGACAUGCAAGGCUUUCAUCACCCAGUGAGGCUGUUCAUGCCCAGAUCUAAAAUCCAGGAGUAUUUGUCUCACCUGGGGAAGAAAGUUCUGGCCAGCUUUCCUGUUCAAGCCACUCUACACUUCUAUAAUGAUGACUCCAGCUCUGAAGAGGAGGAUGACGAUGAAGAUGAAACCGAGACUGAGUUUUGGGUUCCAGUAAAAAGAGCCACAUAAAGAAAGGAUGCUUGAUGCAUGGACUGUAGUUGAUGAUAUUGACAGAGUUUCAAACAGCCACUGGUUAGUGAUCAUUAGUUUUUUUUUGUGAUUCUACUUACCAGACAGAAUUUACGCUUGACCUGAAGAAUGGGCUUUGGAGACCUGGAUGCUGUUUAUCCACAUACACUAAACUGCAUUUUCAGUGAAAAGUCUGUGGAAUAAGGACUAUUUAUUAUGCGAUUGAAAAAUCCAAGUCUAGGAAAUGUAACCUGGAGUUAACACAGCUGGGUUGUAUUGAGUUGUAUAGCUGUACUGUUUGCUGAAUUUGGUGGUGGAGAUCCAGGAGCAGACUUUACUCCUGUUGAGGAAAAGGUGCUGUUUUGGAAACAAACUUAUGAAAGAACAGGUGAUCAUGGCAGCCAGUCUCAGGAAGCAGGAACGGUGCAUGGAUACACAGCGGAACUGAGUCACGAAGCUAUGCAACACUGGUAUUGUUUACUCAAAUAAAGCAUAAACACACCUUUAACCUAUGCUAGUGUCAAACCUACUCCAUCACAUUCUCCUUCCUCCGGAGUGCAGAUGAGACUUAAAAUGCAGCCUGGUUCAAAUUCAAGCACAUGGAAUUCUGUACAGUGCAUGCUAUAUAUUAUAUUUAAUAUCACAUAUUGCAUUUUCA